GGCAGCGCGGCCCGCAGCCUCCACCCCACAGCGCUCGGUGACUGCGGCAGCCACCACAGCUAUGGCCGGCCCCACCUGCUUUCUGCUCUGCUUGUCUGCCACCCAGCUCUUUGCCCAGGGGAUACCUUUCAGUGAAGGGGCUCCCAAGACUCGUCAGAAGCUGGGGUUGGUGGUGGAAGAUGUGCAUGGCAACAAGACCCUCCCACAGGGUACUCCCUCUGGAUACCAAAUGGAGGUGCUGACGUUACCACAUGCCCACUUCGGUCCCAGGAGGCAAAAGAGAGACUGGGUGAUCCCUCCCAUCUCCAUCCCAGAGAAUGAAAGAGACCCAUACCCAAAAAUGAUGGCUCAGAGAGCAAGAUGGCUGACGGUGACAAUGCCCCUGGACAGAGAGACAGGAUGGCUGACGGUGACAAUGCCCCUGGACAGAGAGACAGGAUGGCUGACGGUGACAAUGCCCCUGGACAGAGAGCAGGAACCCCACUAUGUUGUGAGUGUCUCCUAUGUGGCUUCGGGGGCGGGGGCUGGCAGCGAGGCAGCCAUCUCGUUUUCAGACAGCCAUUGGAUUUUUGAAGUUACUCAUGAAACAAUUUUUGAGCACCUGUUAUAUUCCAGGUGCCACACAUGAGAGUUGAGAGGGUGGAGGCUGGCAGAGCUGGGGAAGGGAUCAGGGAUUGAAGAAUGAGCUCUGUAGCUGUGGACAAAUUCCAAGACUCAUUGACGAGGAUCAGUGAGAUGUAAAGUUCUGAGCUCAGGGCCGAGAGCAGGACUGGAGGGAGAUAGAGGCUGUUGUUAUAGCGUCUGCCAUUACUGUUAGCUACAGAGAUGCACAAUGAAGAGUCCAGCUCUAGAGGGGAAAAGACAGGACCCUUGCAGCAAAGACCAAGGUGCAGCAGGGGGAGAGAAGGUGGCAAGAGAGGGCUGAGCAGAGGGAAUGAGCAGGUUGUGUGACUCUAGGUUGGAACAUUCUAGACACUCUCCAAAUGUUAGGAGUGUAGGACCCAGAGCCACACAACCUAUGGUGAGACCCCAGCUCUGACACUUCUCUUCUUUGUAGCCCUGGGUGUGGAAGUUACCCCUCCGCCUCCCUUUGCUGUUAGGUUUACGUAUGUGAAGCACUUUGAACAGUAUCUAGUUACAAGUAAGUUCUCAAUGCACGUUAGCUGAGCACCAUUUAAAUACAGCUCUCUGGUGUGUUUUGUCCAGAAGACUCUCCACCACACCCCUCGGAGAGAAACCGAGGCCCCUUAAAGCCUCAGUUUACUCUCCUCCCGAGUACACUGCCCUCUUUCAGACUCAAAGCGAGCUCCCCGGCAGGACCACCUUCCACCCCUGGGAAGGGAGAGUGGGCACAUGCUGCAGAAAUCAAACCCUGAGUCCUUGUGGUCCCACCCAGCUAGGCACUUUCUGUGGAAAAGGAGAGGGUGGGUAGGAUAUGGCUAGCACGCUGCCGUCACAUCAGAAAAAUCUGAGCAGACACGGACAGGCACGCACUACAAUGGUAUCACCGAGGCUGGAGUACGUGCUGCUUUCUCAGGCCCCCAAGCUCCGAAAUGUGAGAUGAAGGUAGAAAGUGGGCUCUCUGCAAUGGGCCUUCUGAGGGGCAGGUGCCCACUGGCCGGGGGACCCCCACAUGCCUCUGCUGCACCUGUAUUGCCUUUCAGCUUUUCCUUCAUGCUGUGUCUCCAACUGGGAACGCUGUGGAGGACCCGAUGGAGACUGUGAUCACAGUGACAGACAAGAAUGACAACAGGCCCGAAUUCACGCAGGCGGUAUUUGAGGGGUCUGUGAUGGAAAGAGCCC
This is a messenger RNA of Ailuropoda melanoleuca (giant panda), 1803 nucleotides long. RefSeq names its product cadherin-1-like. NCBI's taxonomy places the organism in Eukaryota, Metazoa, Chordata, Mammalia, Carnivora, Ursidae. The transcript has 4 exons. The record is from RefSeq and is a predicted model, not a curated record. Bases 62 to 628 code for a protein of 188 amino acids.